CCGAUCUCCUCUCUUUCUUUCCCUUUCCAGUCUCUUCUCCACUUCUAAUCUAUCUCAAUCCCAUCUUGUUUUCCCUUCUCCUUCUCUUCCUUCACAAUCCCUGUGAGCUCCUCCUAUUUCGCUCCAUCUGCCAUCAUGGAUGGUACUGAUUGUCAGAAUAAGGAGCAGUUAGAAGAAACGACGGAGAAAUCGGAGAUCGGAUCGCGCUCCCUCCAAAUCUGCAGCCUUCUGUGGGAUUGCUGGAACGGCAAGUCAGAUCCACAGCGGUUCCUUCUCUGGAGUUCAACAUGCAGGCUCUGUCUAUCAAAGAGCCAGAAAUACUUCAAGUGCAGGCAGAGCAGGAGAUGCAAGAACUAGGGGGAGAUGCAGAGUAUAAUAUUCUUAUGACUCUUGCGUCUACAGGAGACCCUCCCAGAGUUCUUUCAUUGCAAGCAGUGCAACAAUCCAUGGCUAGAGCGUGGAAGAACGACUAUUACGGGAUUUCUCAGUUUUCAAGGUAUAUCUUUGUGGCUCAUUUCCGUUCUCUAGAUGCUGCAAUGUUUGUUAUUACUAGACAACCGUGGAGAAUGGGAUCAGAUAAUUUUCUGUUGGAAUGGAUGGAUCCAGAGGAUGAAAUAAAAAGUAUUGAGGACUACCAGUUCAGCUCAAUAUAUGUUACUGUCAGAGUUUAUGGGAUACCCAGAAGGUUCAGAUCCAAAGCUUUGCUUAGUUCCAUUCUGGAAAGUCUGGGUGAAUUGUCUGAAUUCCAUCCAAUAAAUCAAGCGAUGUUAACGGCUAAACAAGAGUACAUUUGGGGCACAAUCAAAUUUCAGAUUCAAAGAUCAGUUAGAGAUAAGGUGUGGGUCACAUUUAACAAAGAUUUAGCUGGUUGGGCUUAUCUUUUCUAUGAAAGAAUUGGCAGAAUCUGUACUUUUUGUGGAGUGAUGUUUCACAGUGUGCAGCAUUGCAAGAUUAGAAACAACAUUCUCAUGUCAAGGUGCAGAAUUAAGUUUACAGCAGAGGAAAUGGAACCUAACAGAUAUGGAGAAUGGAUGACUAAUGUGGAAUUGAUUCCACAGAAUUUGAAGCAAAAUAUGAACUGUAAUGCUGAUAAUUUCUCUUCUUUUCGGAAUCCGCAGCUGGCAAGGUUGCAACGGCAGUUUAUUGAGGAUCCAAAGCAGAAAGGAAAGGAAGCACAACAAAGAUACCCUUUCUCAAAGGAACAUAACGACCUCCUGCAAGAUGCCGCCGAUCAACAGCUGCUACAGAAGGAUCAGCUUGCCACAAAUAUAUUGAAGGAAAAUGCUAGUAACACAACACUGAUGGCCUCUCAUGUUCCUGUGUCUGCAUCCUCUGACUCCCUUUGUCAGCAAGCACUUCUCAAAGGAAUUUCUCAUCAAGCAAUCCCCAAUAUGCAGGUUGGAAUUAUCAAUGCCCCUCCUUCCAGUUCUAAUACUGUGCCGCCUCCUUUCAAAUCCCGUCCUAAGAGAGCUUGCGACUCAAUUUUUGGACUGUCUCCUCCUCCAGCAAAGAGGCAGCCCAUUUUAGGACAGGAAAUUGAUGGAUCGACUCAGGCUCCAUUGAGUGAUGUUGGAGCUGUUCUUGUUACUGUGCCCCAGGUUAACCCUUCUCCAAGUCUGCUUGGAGCUCCACCUGCUGGUCAGCCUAUACACCGCCUUGAAGAUGUACCUGCCGCUACCCUUCCUGCUUCUAGUCAGACUCUUGCUGAUGGAAUGGAUUCUUCUCAUGGUGAUGUGGUGCCCAAAUAUAGCAGUCGGCAUAGACCUAAAAGCAGCCGCUGGGACAUUCCUCCCUCAGGGUUUGGAGAUACGCGACGACAUCAUCAUGUGUCUUUUCACUCUCGCACUGGGGCUGUUAUGGAGAAAUGGCACAGUGAUGUUACUCAUGUUGGCACUGGCCUUUACCUGGGCACAAACAGGGCAGGAACUCAACUUGGUGGUUCUUCUCUACCAUAUGCCAAUAAGGAUGGAGAGACCUAUGAUCCUCGGCCCAUUCGCACACCUUCACCGACAAGCACUGCGGGCACAACCUGCUCUCGUCGGGGUGGUUGCUUUUCUCCUGUCCUGGAUCGCAACUACUAUAUGGGUAUGGAUGUUGCUUCUCACACUAGUGCUAACAUAACUCAGACUACAAUGGGAACUCAAACUGAGAUUAGCACCCUUCAUCAAGGUAGUACAACGGAACUUGGGCAGGAUCAUACUAUGGAUGUUGAUUAUCACUUGGGGCAAAAAGCGGAUCAGUUAACAAAUUGGGCAGCAGCGCAUGGCCCUAACGCGCCUCGGGCGCCAUGAAAGCCAUUGCCUGGAAUUGUCGAGGCAUGGGCCGGGGCCUCGGCAAUGACCGUAUGAUGUUUCUGGCCAAUCUCAUCCGUUCCACUAAAGCUCAGUAUUGUAGUUCCUUCAAGAGGAUCGUCAGGAGGGCUUUGGCUGAUGUGGACCGAUGAGCUCAAGGUUACUGUUCAUAGCGCGUCGUUUCACUCAAUCCUAGCUAACGUUGUUCAUGUAGCUUCAGGUGUACAGUUUUGUCUUGUGUGUAUCUAUGGAGAUCCUUAUCAUCGUCAAACUAGUACUAUUUAGAAUCAGAUUACCUCUUUUUUGUAUGAUAACUUAGGAAAGGCAAUUAUCUGUAUGGGUGACAUGAACGACAUCCUGUAUGAUAUGGACAAGUGCAAUGCUAAUGUUAAUCAGUAUAGGAUGUCUGCUUUUCGUGCUUUAAUUAAAAAUUGUGGCUUCUUUGACAUCGGCUAUAGUGGUCCGGCCUACACUUGGCGCAAUAG
Molecule: messenger RNA, 2776 nt
Organism: Triticum aestivum (bread wheat)
Lineage: Eukaryota; Viridiplantae; Streptophyta; Magnoliopsida; Poales; Poaceae
Exons: 2
Coding region: 288-2291 (667 amino acids)
Source: RefSeq, a predicted model, not a curated record